This is a messenger RNA of Paramuricea clavata, 576 nucleotides long. The record is from the annotation of a GenBank genome assembly. Lineage: Eukaryota; Metazoa; Cnidaria; Anthozoa; Malacalcyonacea; Plexauridae.
AUGUUUGCGGAUUUUUUUGUCCGGAAAAUUGAUACAAUUCGUUCUCAACUACAUUUGGCUACUGUAGAUAAUCUGCUAGGAUUUGAAUCUUCCUGUGAGACCGUUGAAAAGUUGGAAUAUUUUAGUUCAGUUUCUGAGCAUCAGAUUGAAAACAUUAUUCGGUUAACUAACAACAAAUCAUGUGAACUUGAUCCAAUUACAACUUGGCUUUUGAAGCAAUGUAUUCCUGCCUUACUCCAGAUUAUAACAAAAAUUGUCAACCUGUCGUUGCAUGAUGCAUUCAUGCCUACCCUGUUCAAACAAUCCUUUUUGACACCAAUACUGAAGAAUAUUUCCCUCAGCACAGAUGAAGAAAACAGUUUCAGACCAAUAUCUAAUCUUUCUUAUGUCUCAAAAUUAAUUGAGAAAGUGGUGGAUACCCAAUUAACAAAUCAUAUUCAGGAACAUAAUUUAGAUGAAAGCUUACAGUCGGCUUAUAAGAAACACCAUUCUACUGAAACUGCCUGGGUUCGGCUACACAAUGAUAUUUUAUCUGAGUUGGAUGACAAUAAAACUGUACUGUUGGUUAGCCUUGAU